AUGCUGUACGACCUCAGUAUCCCCUGGUCCCCCUCGACCACGACCCGAGACCUCGAAAACACCAUCACGUUCAGCGCAGCCCUCGGCUACAACGUCAUUGCCCUGAAUCACAUAAUAGAUGGGCCGCUGCCGUCAACCAUCACCAACCCGCUGCCGAAGCUCGACGCCGGCGCCUCCUCCACAUCAUCUUCCUCCUCCUCCUCCUCCUCCGCGAGGGCGCCGCACCCAGCAAACCCAACAACCCCACGCCGCCCAACCAUCCUCCACCGCGCAACCCUCGUCUACUCCGACCCUGCCCAGAACCACCGCAUGCCCAGCCUCGCAGCCGCCUACGACCUCCUCGCCGUCCGCCCCACCAACGAGCGCGCCUUCACCUCCGCCUGCCUAGCCCUCGCCGACCCGGCCCUCAUCUCCCUCGACCUGACGGCGCGCUUCGACUUUCACUUCCGCCCGAAGCCCUGCAUGGCCGCCGUCGCGCGCGGCCUGCGCUUCGAGAUCUGCUACGCCCACGCCCUGCGCGCCGGCGGCGGGCCCGAAGCCGCUCGCAAGCGAGCACCAAUUUGGCAAAUUUUAAACCCCCGGGCGGGGAACGUACAAGCUUCGCGGAUCAAUUACCAACAAAACGCUAUGAAUAUGAUGGGGAAGGGGUGUGUAUUCAAGCAGUAA
Verticillium dahliae VdLs.17 is the source of this 666-nucleotide messenger RNA. RefSeq lists its product as uncharacterized. Gene Ontology annotation, cellular component: nucleolar ribonuclease P complex. The transcript has a single exon. The record is from RefSeq and is a predicted model, not a curated record. Bases 1 to 666 code for a protein of 221 amino acids. Gene Ontology annotation, biological process: tRNA processing. NCBI's taxonomy places the organism in Eukaryota, Fungi, Ascomycota, Sordariomycetes, Glomerellales, Plectosphaerellaceae. Gene Ontology annotation, molecular function: RNA binding.